UGUCCUUUUAUUGUUUUGAACAGGUGUCUUCAGGCUGUUGUCACCCACAGGUGCUUGCAGGCCACAUCCACAUUUCACACUACAGUCUUUCAGUCAGACUCCAACAGAACCUGUGUGGUCCGCUUUGGGAGGCAGAAGUAUGAGAGGAUGUAUCCGGUUCUGUUGGUGAGACCUGAUGGAUCCACCAUCAACAUCAGAUAUAAAGAGCCCAGAAGAAUAAUGAAGAUGCCCGUGGACAUCACCACCCUCUCGGAGGAGGAGAAGAAAAUCAGGAUGCGGAAAAGAGAACCGAAGAGGGCAGCGAAACAGAAAUUGGACGAUUUUGAGGAUGAUUUCAAAGUUGAUGAUUACAGCAAAUUCUGGAAGAAGAAAUAAAUGGACUGACAUUCAGAGUAUUUAUGUUGUCUCACAUGUACAAUAUUGCAAUUUUGUUUUAUAUGUCACCCUGCAAUUAAAAAGUCUUCAAAUGUU
This is a messenger RNA of Sinocyclocheilus grahami, 471 nucleotides long. Its product is annotated as 39S ribosomal protein L55, mitochondrial-like. Lineage: Eukaryota; Metazoa; Chordata; Actinopteri; Cypriniformes; Cyprinidae. The annotation marks the transcript as partial. Gene Ontology annotation, cellular component: mitochondrial large ribosomal subunit. Gene Ontology annotation, biological process: translation. The record is from RefSeq and is a predicted model, not a curated record. Gene Ontology annotation, molecular function: structural constituent of ribosome. The transcript is spliced from 2 exons.